Grammomys surdaster is the source of this 5861-nucleotide messenger RNA. Its product is annotated as protein NPAT. Gene Ontology annotation, molecular function: protein binding; transcription coregulator activity. The transcript is spliced from 18 exons. NCBI's taxonomy places the organism in Eukaryota, Metazoa, Chordata, Mammalia, Rodentia, Muridae. Bases 85 to 4338 code for a protein of 1417 amino acids. Gene Ontology annotation, cellular component: nucleus. The record is from RefSeq and is a predicted model, not a curated record.
AGAUGCGGCGGCGCCGGGGCUGUCGCCGUGUUUGCUUUGAGUUGAGUCUCGUCCCUCCAGGCGGCUCCCUGUGCAUCUCGGAUCAUGCUGUUACCCUCGGAUGUAGCCAGGCUGGUAUUGGGUUACUUACAACAAGAAAACCUCACAUCUACAUGCCAGACUUUUAUUUUGGAAAGUUCAAAUUUAAAAGAAUAUGCAGAACACUGUACCGAUGAAGGUUUUAUUCCAGCCUGCCUACUGUCCCUAUUUGGAAAAAACUUGACAACAAUUUUGAAUGAGUAUGUAGCUAUGAAAGCAAAAGAAACAUCAAAUGAUGUCCCAACAAUAAUGUCAUCUCUGUGGAAGAAGCUAGACCACACACUGUCUCAGAUCAGGAGCAUGCAGAGUUCUCCAGGGUUUGCUGCCCAUCAGAGAGCUCGAACGAGAAAUGGAAUUGCGGAAAUCAAGCGGCAGCGAUGGCUGGCAUCUCAAGCAGCUCCCGUCAGUUCAGAGUUACUGGUUUUACCUUAUGCUUCAGGACAGUUUACCACUUCUCCUUUGGUAGCCACACAAGCUAUUAAACCAGCUGGCCAAAUUUCAACUCCAGCGAGGUCAAAUAUUGUGGUGGUCAACCAGUCACAGCCACAAAAUACUGUAACUAAUACAGCUGGCGAGUCUUUGAAUAUCAUUCCUGGUCCUCAGGAAAGGAAAACUCAAACCAGUUUAAUGUCUCCUGGUAGACGUAAAAGUGAAUCACAAAAGAAGAGUUUCACAUCAUCUGGACCGCAUUCAUCAAGAAAUUUUCAGGAUCCAAAUGCAUUUGCAGUAGAAAAACAAAUGGUUAUUGAAAAUGCAAGAGAGAAAAUAUUAAACAACAAAUCUCUUCAAGAAAAACUAGCAGAAAACAUAAAUAAGUUUUUGACUAGCGAUAGUAGUAUUGCUCAAGUCCCUAAACAGACAGACAGCCACCCGACAGAGCCAGAAACAUCAAUUGAUGAACUCCUAGGACUUCCGAGUGAAAUCCACAUGUCUGAAGAAGCUAUACAAGAUAUAUUGGAGCAAACAGAAUCAGACCCAGCUUUUCAGGCACUCUUUGAUCUAUUUGAUUAUGGUAAAACAAAGAACAAUAAAAAUAUAUCACAGAGUGUCUCCAGUCCACCUAUGGAGACUAAUCCUAAUAUAGUCUUACCUGAAGAAACUAAUCUAACAAUUAGAAGUUCUUUUGAAACAGAAGAAUCAGAUGGGCAGUCUGGUCAGCCUCCAUUUUGUACAUCCUAUCAAAAUGAAGAUGUAUUAUUAAAUGAUUUGAAGAGUGGCAACAGCCAUGAUGUUCUUCCACAGGAAUCCCAGGAAAACUUCUCCCAGAUAACCUCUAACAUUCAAAAAAAGACCUUUAAAACAGCCGUACCUGCUGAACAGAAGUGUGCCCUUGACAUUACCUUUGAGUCUAUGUCUAACUUGAGUGACUUUAACCAAAGAGGAAGCUCUACUGAAUGUAAUGAACAUUGUUCUGAGUUAUACACCAGUCAGAUGCCCACUGAAGCUGAAGUGGCUGUGGGUGAAAAGAAUUCUUUGUCUCCAGAUAUACUUAAUCAAUCUCAGUAUCAGCCUGAUCAGCCCAACGUGCCAGUGACUUCAUUUGUGUCUCUUGGUGGUGAGACCAAUGACAAAAACUUAAUUCUCUCUGGGAAAAAUCCCCAGCUUUUGUCCCAAAGUACUCCACUAACUGCAAAGCCAUCUAAAAGUCAAUUUUGUGAAAAUUCUAACAAUAUAAUAAAAGUUAAAACUAAUUCUCAUGGUUCUGAGUCACCAGAUUCUAGUGAAACUCAGAACAGUAAAAUUGAAACUAACAGUGUAUCACCAGUUGCUGCACAGCCACAACCAGAUUGCCAAGGUAAUUCUCCACUGCAAAGCAAAACAUCUCCUGUAAUUGUUGAAGGUUUAGGUGUAAAUGUGACUGAAAAAAUAGAAAUUCAUCUUGAAGAACCAGCCCCUUCAGAUAAACAGAUAUCUAAUGAUUCAGCAUCUGUUGACUUAAAUCCUAUGGAAAGCAAGACAAAGCCACUUCAGUCUGAGAAUGCUCAAGAACCUCCUGUGAAAGAUGGAGAUACUAUUUUUCUCUCUUUGAGUGGACAUAAUAGCUGUGAAGAAGUUGCACUGGUUCCCAGAGAAGGUAAUUCUGUAAAAAAUAAUCAUUCGCUUUCAUCAGAAUCUGGUGGUUCAGUGGGAGUCUCUCCUGAGACCCAAAAUACUGAUGGUAAACCUAGCAACUCAACGGAGGUAGAUGCAUCAAGUAUUGUCUCUCUCAAAAUUAUCAUUAGUGAUGAUCCAUUUGUUUCCUCAGAUGCAGAGCUUAACAAUGCUGUGUCUAGCAUAAGUGGAGAAAACUUACCAACGAUAAUUCUGUCUUCUAAAUCUCCUGCCAAAAAUGCAGAAUUUGUUACAUGCCUAUCUUCAGAAGAAAGUGCAAGUGCUGUUGUAUCUGUUGAAGUAGGGGAUUCUGGCUCCAUGGAGCAGAACCUUUUAGUGCUCAAACCUGAGGAACCCAUGGUGAACAACACUCAGAAUGAAGAUGGCAUUACUUUUUCAGCCAACAUUGCACCAUGUGUUCCUAAGGACGGAGGAUACAUACAAUUGAUGCCUGCCACAAGCACAGCGUUUGGCAAUUCAAGUAACAUUCUGAUAGCUACCUGUAUGACUGAUCCAACAGCCUUGGGACCAACUGUCAGUCAGUCUAAUGUAGUGGUAUUGCCUGGGAGUUCUGCACCUAUGACUGCACAGCCUCCUCUACAGCAGUUACAGACACCACCAAAGUCUAACAGUGCAUUUGCUGUCAGCCAAGCUGUGUCACCAAACUUUUCACAAGGAUCUGCCAUCAUAAUUGCUUCUCCAGUCCAACCUGUACUUCAAGGAAUGGUGGGAAUGAUACCUGUGUCUGUAGUUGGACAGAAUGGAAAUACAUUCUCUACUCCUCCUCAGCAGGUCCUUCAUAUGCCUUUAGCAGCACCUGUUUGUAAUAGAAGUGUCACUCAGUUCCCCAUUUCUCAAAAAUCCCAGAAGGCUCAGGGACUCAGAAACAAGCCUAUUACAGGAAAACAGGUAAAUAAUUUGACAAACUUGUCGAGUCUUUCAGAAGCAUGUCAUACGCAAAGAACUGAAGCUUCUGAUAAGAAUAUAGCCACUGAACUUGGGAAAAAACUGGAAGAUACCACGAUUUCCCUCUCAGCAGAGAGGGUGGCUCCUCCCAGCAAGCCUUUUGAAAGUCAUAGGCGGGUGCUUUGUUUCGAUAGUGCUGUUUCUUCUGUUGCAAACACACAGGGGCCACUGCAUAAGAUAACCUCCCAAAACAAAGAAAAGAAGGAAACCUCCAUUCCUCGUCUUGACUCACCCAUUCUGUCCUCCACCUUAAAGCCACCUCCUAAUAAUGCCAUCAAAAGAGAGAGAGAAAAAACUGUGCCCAAGAUUUUAUCUAAAUCAGAAACUGCCUCUAGUCGACACACCACUAUGAAAGAAGUUCAGUCUGAAAAGAAAGUUUCCCCCACAGAAAUGACCCUUGAAUCUUUCCAUAAAACAACGGCUAACAAGGAGAAUGAAUUGUGCGGAGAUGGGGAAAGGCCAAAGAAUCCAGACACCUCAAAACUGCCUGGCGGACAGCAGAAUGCGAGCUUGAGGAGUGAAAAAGCCAUAGCCUCACUGCAGGAAUUGACCAAAAAGCAAGCCACACCCUCAAACAAUAAAAACACCACUUCUGUAGGUGGGACUGUGAAGGAUCAAAAACAAGAGCAGAGUAAACCUACCAGUUCAUUAACUGGAGUAGAAAUACUGCAGGAUGUUCCAUUGCACAGCCCAGCGAAUAGGAUUGCCGAUACUGACUUGCCAGUACCCCGGACACCUGGCUCAGGAGCAGGGGAAAAGCAUAAAGAACCUAGUGAGAGUAUGAAGGCCCCCGCUAGUAGACGCUGUGCUGAAGAAGUCAGCAUCCCCAGAGUAAUGGUCCCUCCUGUCACUGCAGACUUGCCUGCCUGCAGUCCAGCCAGUGAAACGGGCAGCGAGAACAGUGUUAGCAUGGCUGCCCACACGCUCAUGAUUCUCUCUAGAGCAGCAAUUGCUAGGACUACAGCAACACCUCUGAAAGAUAACACACAGCAAUUUAGAACAUCUUCAAGGAGCACUACGAAGAAACGCAAAAUUGAGGAAUUAGACGAGUGUGAGAGGAACUCCCGCACUUCUAGUAAAAAUCUUGCAAAUUCAUCAGUACCGGUGAAAAAGAAGAAAAUCAAGAAAAAGAAGCUACCUAGUUCAUUUCCAGCAGGAAUGGAUGUGGACAAAUUCUUGCUCUCAUUGCAUUAUGAUGAGUGAACAAACACCCUGACAUAGAGACCAGUAGCUAUUUAAAACUAGUGUCCUUCAAACUGCGCAUAGGAAAUGGGAUAGAGACAGACUGCAAACAUGACCUGCACUUUGACUGUACUGAGGUUUCACUUUAUAUCUAAGUCAUGCUGUUUCUGAAGCAGCUUCCUAGUUUGUAAAUAGACUUUCAUGGAAUAUUUGUAUUUAGAAAAAAAGAACAUACACAGAAAUGUAAGUAAACCCAAUGUGCAAAACUGUACAGCUUUGACACUGUAUAUUGUAUAUGUGUAUAUUGUGUAAAAAUAGAGCUUAAGUCAACCUAAUGUUCCCACACUGUCUUGAUUGACUUCCUGUGAUGCCUGAGGCUUAUUCUUCUGGAGUAGUUUCUCGACUCCUUUGGAGGAAGAUGAUAAUUCUUAUAAAUUACCUUCAGCCAACAUUAGAUAAGCCACUAAGUAAAAAAUAAUAAUGAUAGACACCUCAACUGGUUAGUAAAAUAUCUAAUCAGAAAACAACAGUUUGAUGAUUUAUCCCCUAGUCAGUAUUUUAUCACCCUUCAUAAAUUUCAGUAAAAACUAUAUUUCUGAAGUUUUAUACUUUAUUCUGAUCAUCUAUUCUCUUUGUUUUAAAGAGAUUUUUAUAAACCAUUUAUUAAGUGUUCUGAUAUUUCACUUACAACUUUUUGAAAUCUUUUACAGAACAUUAAGUGGUUAGACUAUUGAGCCAUAAAAAUUUGAGUUAUGUAGUAGUCAAGAUUAUUUGAUUAUAUGUAAACUUUCCCUAAGCACUGGGGAUACAAAGAAUUGCACUAAUUCAUAGACUUUUUAACAUACUAGUGACCAAUGCACAUUUAAUUUAAAUCUUGUAUGUAAAAGCUUAUAUGGAGGAUUAUCUUCUGGUGUCUUUGAAAGUCAUGUCCAUCAUAAGAUGUAAAAAUGCAAAUCAUAGUUAUAUUGUAAUUUAGUUUACCCUAAAAUGGGAUGUGUAAAUAACUGUGUUUAUACAUAACCUAUAGAACCUUGUGUUCUUUAAAGUGUUAUAAAUAGUUACUCUCAAAAGGUCCUUAGGGGAGUGAGAGGUGCCUUCUCUGUGUUGAACUGACUCAUAAACAACAGUCAAGUUGGCUUAACCUUUAAAGGAAUGACAGAAAUUAUCAUUAAUACUUGACCGAUUGUGCCUAGAUAUUGAAGUGUUUUCUUAAGUUCUUACUGUUUAAAUAUCAGUAUAUUAGGAUUUUUUUUCUACGGGUGUAUAUUUUAUUAAAAAGUCACUUUCUUCAACCAUUUUUUGUACUGGGCCUUUAAGAAAUAAAUCCAUCCUACUGUAACAACAACAAAAACGUCUUCAAGAUAUAAAUUAUGUCUUUUUAAUUGCUAGAUUUUACUGUACAAAUUUAUAUUUUGAGAAAUUUUAUAUGACUAUGAUCUAUUCUAUUCCUAAGGAGCUAAUUAAGCAUACAGCUAAUGUUUACAUAACUCAGCUUGGGUCUAUCAUACAGUUAGGUUUGAAUAAAUAUAUUUUCAUUAACUUUA